AUGACGCCACACAUCACGCAGGUCGACGAAUGCACAUUCUGGUCGAACUUGAGGGUAGUCCUUGUGCAUAGGGCCACCAGAACAGAGCACCAGCCGAUCAAGCACUUUCAGGGCAUGUGCCAGGUCAUGGACGCUUGCGAUCUUGAUGCCGUCGAUGGUCAAGAGGAUUAUGUGAAACUCGUCGAAUUAUUCUGCGCAACUAACAAGUUGGAAAAGGACUCCGAAAAGAAAGCUGUGUUAACCAGCUGCUGUGGGCGAGCAACGUACGCCCUAAUUGUGAAACUUGUCAAGUCUCUUCGACCUCCCAACGUGGAACGUAAGGUCAUCGUAGACGCUGUCCGGAACAACAUCACGCCGAAGCCGUCCGCACUCAAAUCAAGGAGUACCACUUCGCACACCUUGAAAAGCAUGUCAUCCCAAGCACUGAGGGAUUCUUACAAAGAGAAAUUUGUGCGCGCACAUAUUUGGAUUUAUUUGGAUUAUCAUUUUACAGGGAAAGUUUCUCCUCCUCAAGUAGAAAAAACAUAUCGUUUUCUUCAGUCAGACUUGAUUCAGGGCGAGACCCUGUUAGAUGUGGGCAGCGGCCCGAUGAUUUUGAACUCGCUCAUGGCUUCCAAUCGAUUCAAGCACAUCGUGCUGAGCGAUUUGGUUGAAGACAACAGGCUGGAACUCAGCAAGUGGAUAAACAGAGAUGCAGAUGCCAUUGACUGGAGCCCCUAUGCAGAGCAGAUUGCUGCCUUUGAAGGCUAUGGGGACAUCAAGAGGGGGGCGAUGGAAAUACUCGAGCGCACACGCUCAGCCAUUCGCAAGGUGGUACACUGCGAUGUGCUGGAACCCGGAGUGCUCCCGGUAGAACCCAACGAUACCUUCGACGUCGUUCUUUCCACCGGGUGCCUUGAAUUGACUGCAGCUGACCACGAAUCAUAUCGAAGGGUGGUCUGCAAUGUGGCAACCCUCGUCAAACCUGGAGGUCUGCUUGUCAUGUUUGGAAUAGGUGGUGUAAAAAUAUUUCCCCUAGGGAACAUUAAUUUUAAUGCCCCGAACCUUACCGAAAAUGUACUAAAAGAAGCCUUGACAGACGAUGGCCCCCGGCUAGAACUAUUCCUACCCAAACAAAUUGGGUGUUUAGGGGGAAGUUCAGACGCAUUCAUGUUUAGACUGGUGGCCCGCAAAGCCUGAUUCAAGGAACUGCACUUCAUUUUGUGCAACGUGCAUUCCUUUGACCCUUUUAUGCGUUUUUGCGUUUAAUACGCGGACCUGCGGAAAUAAAGCUUUGUUAUUCGCUUUCUUUCUGUGAAGCACAAUGAAGCCAAAUAAAAUACGAUCUAGUACUC
This is a messenger RNA of Ixodes scapularis (black-legged tick), 1334 nucleotides long. Its product is annotated as nicotinamide N-methyltransferase. Lineage: Eukaryota; Metazoa; Arthropoda; Arachnida; Ixodida; Ixodidae. Gene Ontology annotation, molecular function: N-methyltransferase activity. Gene Ontology annotation, cellular component: cytosol. The record is from RefSeq and is a predicted model, not a curated record.